Polyodon spathula (Mississippi paddlefish) is the source of this 6506-nucleotide messenger RNA. RefSeq names its product leucyl/cystinyl aminopeptidase (gene lnpep). The record is from RefSeq and is a predicted model, not a curated record. Bases 463 to 3543 code for a protein of 1026 amino acids. Gene Ontology annotation, cellular component: cytoplasm. The transcript has 18 exons. Gene Ontology annotation, biological process: proteolysis; peptide catabolic process. Lineage: Eukaryota; Metazoa; Chordata; Actinopteri; Acipenseriformes; Polyodontidae. Gene Ontology annotation, molecular function: zinc ion binding; peptide binding; metalloaminopeptidase activity.
UGCAGUUUAAAUACAUACAACCUGACUGAAAUUAUACGGUUUUGUGAAAUAGGUUAUUAUGGUCCGAGUAGGCAAUCGUUUGCUUCGGUCUAAGAUCAUAUCACAUGGCUGACAGAAAAGGGAAGGAAAUGUAGUAGAGCUGAAUUUAGUCGGUACACCCUGCUCUGUAUAGGCGCUCCGAAAUUUCAUUUCAACUCUUCGUUGGUUUCACAUUAACAACGAAAAUAUUCCGGGAUCUUAUACAGCGACUGUCUGCUGUAUUCACGCAAGUGACCUGCGUUGUUAUAGAAAGUGGCAAUGCAACACCAGAUAAAGAUGAAUGAUCAGUCUUGUUAGAAUUAGCUGGAGGAGGUAUUUGUGUUUGUGAGUGCUUUGGUGUUCUCUGAUUUAAUUGCACACCCAAUAAUUUUUUUAAAAAAAAGUUGCAACCUAUCGACCAAGGAAACACGGGACGUUUACAGAAUGGAGUCCUUUCAAAGUCUUUCAGAAUGUGCCUCUCUGCCCAGGAACAUGAUUGAAAACAGCAUGUUCGAGGAGGAGCCUGAUGUGGUUGACCUGGCCAAGGAGCCUCCCAUGUACCCCCUGGAACCCGACGAUGUGGUGUACGAGCCCCGGAGCUCCCGGCUGCUGGUACGAGGGCUGGGGGAGAAUGAGCUGGAUGAGGAGGAGGAGGACUAUGAGUCUUCAGCCCGUCUGCUGGGAAUGUCCUUCAUGAACCGGAACGCUAGCCUGCGCUCCAACUCGUCUCCCUACGGCGGGCAGGCAGCGGGCAGGGCCUGCUCAUUCCCCUCUGCUAGGAGUUUGUUGGUUGGGGCCUGUGUCUUGGUGGUCAUCGCCUCGGUCUCCGUGGUCAUUUAUUUCCUGCCCAAGUGUACCUUCACCAAGGAAGGCUGCCACAAAGCCAACCAGUCAAUGACACUCAUCUACCCCAUAGCCUCCAAUGGUCAGCUCUUCCCUUGGACCAGCAUGAGAUUACCUAGAGCUGUCAGCCCAAUCCAUUAUGACCUAACACUCCAGCCCAACUUUACCACUAUGAAGUUCACAGGCUCUGUUACCAUCACUGUGAAAGUCAAUGAAGACACCAAGAAUGUUGUGCUCCACAGUUCUGGCCUUGUCAUCUCUAAGAUAUCCAUCGUGCCUGUUGGGGAAAACCAGCCCAAGCCGGCCCAGUAUAUGGAGUACCACCCCUGGCAGCAGAUUGCAGCCCAGUGUCCCGAAACUCUUCAGAAAGGGAAAAGCUACCAUUUGAAACUUGAGUACUCUGCCAACCUUUCAGACAGCUACUAUGGCUUUUAUAAAAGCUCAUACCGUAACAAAGAUGGGGAACAAAGGUGGCUCGCUGCGACGCAAUUCGAACCUUUAGCUGCUCGGAUGGCUUUCCCUUGCUUUGAUGAACCAGCAUUUAAGGCUACAUUUCUCAUUAAGAUAAACCGAGAUAAGGAAUAUAUCAGUCUCUCAAACAUGCCAAAGAACAAAACUACUCUUGUUUCUGGUGGAUUUUAUCAAGAUGUGUUUGACAAGAGCGUCACUAUGAGCACCUACCUUGUGGCUUUCAUUGUGGCUGACUUCAAAAAUAUCAGCAUGGAAGCCAAUGGCACUCUGGUCUCUGUCUAUGCUGUUCCUGACAAGUUGGACCAAGUGAAUCAUGCCUUGGAGACAGCAAUAAAACUGCUGGACUUUUAUAAUUGCUAUUUUCAAAUGCCCUACCCUCUUCAGAAGUUAGAUUUGGUGGCCAUUCCUGACUUCCAGGAUGGAGCCAUGGAGAACUGGGGGUUAAUCACUUUCCAAGAGACAACCAUCCUGUAUGAAAACACCAGUUCUCUUCUGGACAAGCAGCUGGUUACCAUAGCGAUAGCUCAUGAACUGGCCCAUCAGUGGUUCGGUAACCUGGUCACUAUGGAGUGGUGGAAUGAUCUGUGGCUUAACGAAGGCUUUGCAACUUUCAUGGAGUACAUGUCCAUUGAGAGAAUUUUCCCUGAUCUAAAUGUUGGGGACAAUUUCCUCGCCGCACGCUUCAGGGCAAUGGGUAAGGACUCAUUAAACUCCUCCCAUCCCAUAACGACUCCGGUGGCAACCGCCGAACAGGUGGAGGAGAUGUUUGAUUCCGUGUCCUAUGUGAAGGGCGCCUCCAUUCUGCUGAUGCUCAAAUCGUCACUGAGCGAAGAACACUUCCAGAUAGGAGUAGUUAAUUAUCUAAGUCAGCACAAGAAUGCAAACACACAGAGUGAAGACCUGUGGGCCAGCCUGUCCCAGAUUACAGAGAUGGUGAACAUCACAGAGCUGAUGAAAUCGUGGACCCUUCAGAAAGGUUUUCCAUUGGUAACAGUCACCAGGAACGGCACGAAGAUGACUCUUCAGCAAGAACACUUCUUACUGAGUGUGGACAAUUCAUCUAGCAGCUCCAGCAGCUACCUCUGGCAGAUUCCCCUGACAUCCAUAAACAGUAGCUGCAGUAAUGCCUCAAGCUGCAAGAGUGUGAUCAUGCUAAAGGAGCAGUCUGCCACCCUAUACGUUCCUGAAGAGGUGCAGUGGGUGAAAUUUAACGUUGACAUGGAGGGAUUCUACAUGGUGCAUUACGGUGAAGACGGAUGGAGCGACCUGAUUAUAUUAUUAAAGAACAAUCAUUUAGCACUUAGCUACCAAGACAGAGCAAGCCUCAUCAGUGACAUAUUUGGACUUGCCAGGCUGGGCAAGGUGUCUAUCCAGCAGGUGCUAAAUCUUACCAGUUACCUUGUCAAUGAGACAAGCACCCCCCCAGUGACUGAGGCACUGCUUCAGCUCAACCAUAUCUACAGACUUCUGGAAAAGAGAGGAUUACUGCAGCUUACUGCAAGGAUGAAGGCAUAUAUUCUGGGCCUUUUUGAAAAACUGAUUGCUAACCAGAGCUGGAAUGAAGAAGAAUCCAUAACUCAACAAAAGCUUAGGUCUUCACUGCUGGGAGUCGCCUGCUCUUACAGCCACCCGAAAUGCGUUGAGAAAGCCAAGAACCUAUUCCUGAACUGGACAAAAUCUCCUGCCAACGUGAGCAUUCCUGCAGAUCUCAUGAGAACUGUAUUCACAGUUGGCAUCCAGCACUGUGACGGCUGGGACUCCCUGCUGCAGGCCUACAGCAGCUCCCAGCUCGAGGCAGAGAGAGAGAAGAUGCUGCAAGCAUUGGCAAGCAGUACGGAUGUUAGGAAGCUGAUAUGGCUGAUGCAGACCAGCUUGAAUGGUGAAGUUAUUCGGACACAAGAGCUCCCUCUCGUCCUCACGACCAUCUCGAAGAACUUCGAAGGACACCUGUAUGCCUGGGGCUUUGUCAAAGAAAACUGGGAUAAAAUAAUAAAAAAAUUUAAUCUUGGCUCGUUUGCAAUUCACAACAUUGUCGUGGGAACAACAUCCCAGUUUUCAACACAGGCGCAUCUGUUUGAGGUAAAGAACUUCUUUGGAUCUCUCAAGGACAAGGGUUCUCAGCUAAGAAGCGUCCAGGAAGCAGUGGAAACGAUACAACUCAAUAUCCAGUGGAUGGACAGGAACCUGGAGGCUCUGAGCCACUCUCUUUGAGCUGAGAGCAGCGCUGUGCAGGACACAGGAACGUCUUGCUCUGCUUGGGUUACAGUCUAGGAGAGACCAGUCACCACGGCAACUGCGGCCUUUGCACUAAUAGGAGUUCUAGCUACCUUAUGUCCACUCUGAUCCCUUUUAUUUAUAUAGAGAUUUUUUUGUUUGUUUGUUUGGUUAGAACUUUUUCUUCAUUGUUAAUGUGAGUAUGUUAAGCUACAGACCAAAAAAUAAAUACAUUUAAAAUAUAUUGUAAAUAUAUGGAGGGUAGUAUGUGUUAUAUAAAGAUAGCAUCAUCAAAACAGCAUUUUUUUAUUUUUUAUGGAUUUAUGACAAAGCACGAGGAUGGCAGAAAAUGUUUACUGUAUGUGUGUUAUUGUGUGGUGUGUACUUAUUACUACACCUGUAAUGUAUAAACACACUGCAGUACAGGUAAUGGAUUGCAGGACUGAACCAGUAUACAGGCUAGUCUAGAAAAACAUUGAGGGGACUUGUCUGUGAUAGAUAUUCUCUCCCUCAAUCAAAUAUAAAAUGUGUAAAACUCUGCCUGUUCUCUGGCUGUUUUUUUUUUUUUUGUAUAUAGCCUUUAAAAAAAAUUAAUUUCCAGCAGCAGUGUCCAGAUUGAAAAGUGCUUACCUGGAUGGAUGUGUUCUUCAUAGAGUCCUUGGCAUUUGUUUUUCACAUGCCUAAAACAGCGGGAUUCUGAAUUAGAACUUCGUAGUGCAUCCUCACCUCCAGUCUGAAAGAUUGCUUGGGCUCAUCCCCAGUUAACCCCUCUGUACUUUUGAUGGGGACAUAACCUUGACGUUGGUCCUAGUUCAAUGUACUCUACGCGGUGGCUUUAUUCAUAGAACAGCUGAGGGAAAGUUGUUUUGUUUUUUCUUUUUCUUUCAAAACCAAAGAAUUUGAGGUUGUAGUAUUCAAGAAGACAGAUGAAAUUUCACCACAGACUCGACUGCUGGCUCACACAGUAAAAUAAGGGUUAAAUGAGGCACUGGGUUGUGUGUUUUGAUUCCUUAAAAUCAAGUCUUUCUAGUAAAUAGCCUUGUUUUCUUUAAGUACACACUGGUGUAAAGAUUUAGAACCUUCAUGGCACGCAAAUGUUUUUUGUUUGUUUGUUUAAACAAGCAAAUAUAAUAAAGAGCACAAUGUUUAAUCAUAUUAUUUGAUUUUAAGUAUGGAAUACAAUUCAAGAACUACUCGAUUCUAAAUAUUUCAGAUCAGAAAGAACUACUUUCAGUUUCUUUUAAUGUUCCUUGUUUUAAUUCAGUAUGUCAGUUCUGUAGGGGUAUUUUAACUAGCUUGGUUUUAUUUAAUGGGCUUUGCUCCAACAGUGGCAACAGGUCAUGUUAAAUUGAUUUGAAGCUUUACUGUGAGUUAGUUGUGAAUCACUUCUCUAAAGUAAAUGAGGGGAAACCUUAGUAGAAGCUUUUAUAAAUUAGCAACACAGUUUUUCAUUGCAUGGGGGGUGGGGGUGGGGUGUUAACGCUUUGCGGCUGCCCCAUUUUAUAAUUGCAUUCCACAUUUCUAAAGCUAAAUUCCUUAAUCAGGGAGUUUUAAAACUUUGUUUUUUUGUUGUUUUACAUUCAAACCAGGUACUUGCAGGGUAUACUUUAUGAUGGAGUAAAAUAUUGUUUUUUUAAUAAUGUUCAGACCGUUUUAGAAAGCUUUAAGACUGUAUAAUGUAGGUGGAUAUUUGCACUGGUACAAGCCCUACGGUAAAGCCAUGUCGGGCGGACAUGAAAAGGGUACAGUUUUCAGAGUCUGCAAAGGGUUAAGGUAGGCUGCCAGCUCUUUAAGCACUGCUGCUUUUGCUGAACAUUUAUUUCUAGAAUGUUGUUCUGCUACGCUGACAGGGUUUCAGGGAGUUUGUUUUCUUUUUGGGUGUGUUUUUUAAGUGUGUUUUUGUUUUGUAUUAUAAUUUUCUUAACUCGUCCCUUGCUUACUCACACAUCCAUUGUGUAUCGCUUCAAUCGUCUUAACCUGCAUGUUGUAAUUCUGGUCAAUAGCUCCCUGAGUGCUCUGCAGUUAGCUAUGACUAUGACUUAUCUGACAAGACUAUUUAACCUGACUGGUCUCUUGGAGUCUUGUCUGGAUCCCCAAAGAUACCUGUACCUAAUUACUGUAGUUGCAAAGCUUUACUCUUGCUGAAAGUGAUGUCAGCCAUGCAUUCGUUGACUUUAUUGUUGCACUGCUUAGCUCUGUUUCUGAGGCAGCUGUUUCUGAGGCAGCGGCUCAUUUACUAGUAUUUAAAAAGUCAUUUAUUUUAUAGUUUUUCCUUUUUAUUCUGUUUUCAGGUAUUUUGAGUGAUUGUGAUAUUCGAAUAUUGAGUUCUCUUUUUUUUCACUAUCUGUACCUCUGCGAGCUUGUCUGGAAUGUUGUGACUACCUUAGACUUCCUCGUUCCAUUGAAGUCCUGCAGACUCUUGGCGUGCCUUCGUUCUGCUUGUCUGAGAGGACAGCAGAUUUGAAAGGUCAUGCUAUCACCUGGUUUGAAUGGAAUGAGGAGGUCUGUUCAGUGCUGGGAAGCUCUCCAGACAAGGUCAAAGAGAGUUUAAAUACAGGUAAAGACUGAUUUAGAUACAGACUCUGUAUUGGAGCGUCAGAACCCAGAAACACUCUUAAUAGUUGAAAAGUGGGUUAAAUAAUUAUAAUGACCGCAUGAUACUGUAUCUCUAAUGGGCAUAGCAAAUGCAAGUAGUGCUGAAAAAAACGUGGGGGCCUUUAUUCUUUUUCAUGUUAUCUUUCUUUCUUUUUGCCCCUCAGCCUUGAAAGGAAUUAAGUGGCUUCAAUAAACAUGUUUUUUUAAUUCUAACAGUGGAAGGAAAGAAAACCUUAAAAAUGUGGUACAUGCCUGUAAUACUUCAUGCCAUCACCGUUUAAUCUCUCAGGUUGUAAAUAGUAUCUUACUGUGUGGUGCGACUACAGAAGAGAUUGCAAAGAGAGCACAAUUACAGAGAGGAGCAA